CGGCUUUUAAAUUUUUCAUGGCCUUUAUUACAAGAUUCUGAUAUGACUAGUGCCUACUAGCCAGCUACAGAUUACUUUUAGUUUCUGAUGAUUGGUUUCAGUUGUCAAGGGCUGAUUUAGUUUCUUAGUAAGUGAGACUAGCUAUGAGUACUAGUGGUGGACUUCGCACAAGCGUGAAGGGGUACCUUAUUGCACAACGCGUCACUGUGGCACCGGAAAUAAACACAGUGCAUGACAGCAUAUAUGCAGUUAACAAUUCCACUGCUGCUGAAUCUGUGGAUCAUCCACCUGAUCCACUUUCAGUUUCGGAUACUUCAGCUUCAUAUGGGCUCAAUAUCUGUGAUGGAAACAUUCCUUGCUUGCCAAUGUUGAGCUCUGCUGCAAAGGGCAUGGCUUCAUAUGGCGCUAGAAUCAAAUCUGAGAGUUCACCUCACAUUGUGCCUUCAUCUCCUCGGACAGAGGUCGAGAUCUUGCAGUCCUUCCAUUUGAGGAGCUUCCACUUUAAUGAGCUGAAAACAGCCACCACGAACUUCUGUCCUGAUAGUAUUAUGGCUCAAGGUGGUCUUGCUUCUGUCUAUAAGGGGUGGAUUGAUGCGCAUUUGUUCGGAGCUGCCAAGCCUGGUACCGGCAUUGCCGUUUUAAUAAAGAGGUUUAGCCAACAAAGGACCCUGCAGCGUCAUAAGGACUGGUUGACGGAAGUUAGCUUCCUUGGACAGUUGGGUCACCCAAACCUUGUAAAACUGAUUGGUUACUGCCAAGAGGAUGGCAUGCGGCUUCUGGUGCAUGAAUUUAUCCCUCAAGAAAGCCUGAACAUUCAUCUAUAUGAUAGAGCUUCUCGCUUUAAACGACUUUCGUGGAACAGUCGUAUGAAGAUUGCCCUUGGUGCUGCCAAGGGUCUAGCAUUUCUUCAUAGUAACGAGGCAAAAGUGAUCUAUGGGGACUUUGAAACUUCCAAGAUCCUUCUUGAUUCAGACUAUAAUGCCAAACUCUAUGGUUAUGGUUCGGCCAUUGAUAGGCUUCAGGGUUAUAGGAGCCGUUUCACUGAAGCGGACGUGGCUAUGUAUGAGGAUGGGUCCUUUGAUGUAGCUGCUGCUCACAGUGUGUAUGCAGCUCCUGAGACUUCUAAAGUUACAGGGAGCUACUAUUUCGAAGAUAACUCAACCCCGAAAAGUGAUGUAUUCAGUUAUGGGGUUGUUCUGCUUGAAAUGUUAUCUGGCAGACGAGCUUUCGACAAUAGCAAGCCACCUAGAGAAAAAAGUUUAGUUCAAUUUGCGAAAAACAUUUCAUCGCAAGGUGGUUCUUCCAAGCAUGCCAACAAAAAAAUAGUUGCACUAAUCUUUGAUGCUCAUAUUGAUGGGCAGUACUAUCAGAAAAGGGCACUCAAAGCGCUUAACCUUGCAUUUCAGUGCAUCUCAUUAGAACCGCAAUCCAGGCCAGACAUGAAUGAGGUGGUAGAAGUAUUGGAGCAGCUUCAGUCCUCAAAUGACUCUUUUCCGUCUCUAUGCCAAUUCUAGUGUUCCCAAAUCUUGCAGGAAAAGUAUUAAAUCCAUAAUGGACCAGUUGCUCCUCAAUUCUCAUCACCCCGGGCCAUCUGUUUUCUGCAGCCAUUCAUACACAAGACAUUCUAGCGUGAUUGCAUGCUUGAAUUCUUGAUCAUUACUUCCAUUGAUUGAAGAGAUGAAUUUUUCAGGCAAAAACAGAUUGUUACUAAAAAUCGAUUAGAACAGAGAAAUUAGUUGAAAAAAAAGGAACAAUGAAUACUUUUACAUAGGACCUGAUUCACCGUACAUAUCAUGUU
This is a messenger RNA of Fragaria vesca subsp. vesca, 1798 nucleotides long. RefSeq names its product protein kinase APK1B, chloroplastic-like. The transcript has 7 exons. Gene Ontology annotation, biological process: protein phosphorylation. Bases 144 to 1514 code for a protein of 456 amino acids. NCBI's taxonomy places the organism in Eukaryota, Viridiplantae, Streptophyta, Magnoliopsida, Rosales, Rosaceae. Gene Ontology annotation, molecular function: ATP binding; protein kinase activity. The record is from RefSeq and is a predicted model, not a curated record.